Molecule: messenger RNA, 1050 nt
Organism: Apodemus sylvaticus (European woodmouse)
Lineage: Eukaryota; Metazoa; Chordata; Mammalia; Rodentia; Muridae
Gene: Nme9
Product: NME/NM23 family member 9
Exons: 11
Coding region: 1-1050 (349 amino acids)
Biological process (GO): GTP biosynthetic process; UTP biosynthetic process; CTP biosynthetic process
Molecular function (GO): nucleoside diphosphate kinase activity
Source: RefSeq, a predicted model, not a curated record
AUGGGAAACAGGAAGAAAGAAAUUGCCCUGCAGGUCAACAUCAACACCCAGGAGCUUUGGGAGGAGAUGCUCGGCUCUAAAGGACUGACCGUUGUGGAUGUCUACCAGGGCUGGUGUGGACCCUGCAAACCUGUGGUUAGCCUCUUCCAGAAGAUGAGGAUCGAGGUUGGCUUGGACCUUCUCCAUUUUGCUAUGGCAGAGGCAGACCGCCUUGAUGUCCUGGAAAAAUACCGAGGGAAGUGCGAGCCAACCUUUCUGUUUUAUGCGGUUACCGAUGAGGAUCUUUUGAGUGCGGUCAAGUGGCCUCCCCGCAGAAAGGAUGGUGGCGAAGAUGGGGACAUAGUGUCAUCAGGAAAGACCUGUACACUGGGCAUCAUUAAACCAGAUGCAGUGGCCCAUGGGAAGGCUGAUGAAAUCAUCAUGAAGAUCCAGGAAGCAGGAUUUGACAUACUAUUAAAGGAAGAGAGAACCCUGACAGAGGCAGAAAUGCAAGUGUUCUAUCAACACAGAGCCAGAGAGGAGGCUUUUGAGAAGCUUGUACAUCACAUGUGCAGUGGACCCAGCCACCUCCUGAUCCUCACCAAGACCGAGGGCGCCGAGGAUGUAGUCACCGCUUGGAGAACCUUCCUGGGACCUUGUGACCCUAAUGUGGCCAGGAGGGAACAUCCUGACAGUCUCCGGGCUCAGUACGGCACAGAAAUGCCUUUUAACGCUGUGCACGGGAGCCGGGACAGAGAGGUCGCCAACAGAGAGCUGCGUCUGCUCUUCCCCAGUUUCAAGUUUUCAGAUAAAGACAUGGAAGACCCACAGGGGCAUCUACUGACAGUCGAGAGUUUAGAGGUGCCUGCUGGGAGGUGGCAAAGGGGCGGCUCCACGCUAGGGGCUGUCUGUGGCCUGCCCUCCCUGAGAGCCCCACUGCCUGGCAACCAGAGCCUGACGCUGGGGCUGCAGACAGUCGGUGGCUCUGACACCUACGCUCUCUGUGAGGAUGGGACUCAGGAGAAGCGAGAGCCUAUGCUCAGAGAUCAGGGAUUGCCAGCGGCAGGGUGA